Molecule: messenger RNA, 3208 nt
Organism: Tupaia belangeri chinensis (Chinese tree shrew)
Lineage: Eukaryota; Metazoa; Chordata; Mammalia; Scandentia; Tupaiidae
Gene: MTX3
Product: metaxin 3
Exons: 9
Coding region: 23-979 (318 amino acids)
Biological process (GO): mitochondrion organization
Cellular component (GO): SAM complex; cytoplasm
Source: RefSeq, a predicted model, not a curated record
CUGCAAAAGUACUUCCGGGGUAAUGAAGGUUGGCUCCGGCAAGAUGGCUGCCCCCUUGGAGCUCAGUUGCUGGGGAGGAGGCUGGGGGCUCCCUUCGGUACACAGCGAGUCCCUGGUGGUGAUGGCUUAUGCCAAAUUUUCUGGUGCACCCUUGAAAGUCAAUGUCAUAGAUAACACCUGGAGAGGUUCAAGAGGAGAUGUACCAAUUUUGACAACUGAAGACAACAUAGUUUCUCAGCCAGCAAGAAUACUAAACUUUUUAAGAAAACAGAAAUAUAAUGCUGAUUAUGAACUCUCAGCAAAACAAGGGGCGGAUACAUUGGCUUACAUUGCUCUCCUUGAAGAGAAGCUUCUCCCAGCAGUGCUCCACACAUUCUGGGUUGAGAGUGAAAAUUAUUUUACUGUGACAAAGCCAUGGUUUGCUUCACGAAUUCCUUUUCCCUUGAGUUUGAUCCUGCCUGGGAGAAUGUCUAAAGGAGCACUGAACAGGAUUCUGCUGACCAGAGGGGAGCCUCCCCAUUACCACCUCUGUGAAGUGGAAGCACAGAUAUACAGAGAUGCCAAGGAGUGCCUAAAUCUUCUGUCAAACAGAUUGGGAACAUCUCAGUUUUUCUUUGGAGAUACACCUUCUACCUUGGAUGCCUAUGUUUUUGGUUUUCUUGCACCUCUUUAUAAAGUACGAUUUCCUAAAGUUCAGCUACAAGAACAUCUGAAACAGCUCUCCAACCUGUGUCGCUUUUGUGAUGACAUCCUAGACAGUUAUUUUAGGCUGAGUCUCGGAGGCAUUUCUCCAGCUGGACAAGAAAUGGUAGAUGCAAAUCUGCAGAAACUCACACAGCUUGUAAAUAAGGAAUCCAACUUGAUUGAAAAGAUGGAUGACAAUCUUCGCCAAAGCCCUCAGCUUCCUCCUCGGAAAUUGCCAACACUUAAGUUGACUCCAGCAGAAGAAGAAAGUAAUUCUUUACGACUGUCACCUUGACAGUUGUGAUGCUUUGUGGCCAAAGUCAUAUGAUUGUCGCAGUAAUCUUUUACACCAAGUGUGUGAAGGCAAAAGAAAACAGCAUGAAUAGGUAUAAGGAAGACUAAAACAAGAGGACCUUUCUAUGACAUCUUUUUAAAAAAAAAAAAGAAAGAAAGAAAAAAAAACUAAGAAGCUUGUAUUCUAGCUUGGCAAUGCAUUUUAAAUAACAUCAAAGUGAAUGCUAAAUGCACUUAAUGGGUGUGGGUGGGGGGAAGAAAACACAUUGUACUGUAUAUAAAAAACAAAGAAACAAACAAAAAACCUGCCUUAAUCUGGGCAGAUUUUUGCCUUUGGUUCACAUGUUACUGACCAGAAGCUGCAAUUCUGUUCUGAAUGUGCACUUGUAAUUUAUUCAAGUUAAUUUAUUCAGUUUAUUAACUUAGUUUUCUUAGACCAGUAUGAAUUCCUAAUAUGUGGCUCCUUGGCUGAGGCUCUUUUCUUCUGUUUAGAAAUCUGAUGCGUAGUUUAGGAACUACGAAAAAUACAAAUUAAAUUGCUUCAGUAGAUAAGCCUGUAUUUAACUUUAAAGAGUAAUGAGGAAUGUGGUUUUUAAUUAUGCUCUCCUACGUCCAAUUUUUGGGAGUUUAGUAUCACAUGCACACACACACACACACACACACACACACACACACACAUGUAUAUUCACUGUGGUUACCUAUAAUGUUCAUCUGAUACUCACUGCGCUUGAUGAGAUGCACUUCAGUGUCAUAUUACUGUUUGCUAAUGUGUUCAGUAUAGGUUAGCAAGGGCUCAUUUAGUUCACUGGGUGAGUGUGACAGCUUUAGACCUGUGUAUUUACAGUACAUGUUUAACUCGAGUUACUUUCUUUCUUAUCUGGAUUCCAGGAGAACGGAAUAUGGUGGUCAUCGUUAUUAUGCUAGGCUGUGAAUUCUUAUUGAAACUUGCCCAGUUGCUAGACACUACUCAGGAGGAGCCCAUGGCCAGAGUAAUAGAAGUACCUGCAGUGCAUCUGGUCUGAGUUCUCCAUGUGUGGCUCAGGCCAGUAUUCUUUCAUAAGAAACAUCACAUGGUCAAAAGCUUUCUAAUAGACAAUUAUUUUCCAUAUAUUUUAACUAUGGUUGAAAAAUCCAAAGGAAUAGUAAAAAAAUAGCAGAUUUUUAAGAAUAUUUUCUAUUUAUUAGUUGCCAAACUAUUAAUGGUUUUGCUGUGUGGUAAUUUCACUUAAAUAGAAAUUUGCUUAUUUUAGUGGCUGAGGUGCCUGUCUUGUCCUAAAACCACUUCUGGGUUUUUAAAAAUAUAGGACCAUGUUUUUGAUUAGUGUCUUAAAAGAUUACCAUGGUGCUCAGCAAGCCUUAUCAAGUCCUGCAGAAACUCAUGUGUUAAGAAUAGCUUUGUAGUCAAGAGACUCACCUAAUUUGAGCUGACUGGAGCUCAGCUAUGUUUGACCCACAUCCUCCCAACUUGUUCUGUAUUUAGGUAGCUAUUUAUGCAGGAGUCUUUAAGUCAUUGUAAAUAUUUGUUCUUGAAAGUUUUAACGAAAUUAGAAACAUGAUUAUCUUCAAAAUUGUGUUCACAUGUUUGGGAAAGUACCUAGUGUGUUUCAAAUUACUUCUACAACAGGUAUGUCUGUGCACAUGUGUGUGCACGUGCGUGUGUGUAUGUGUGUGUUGUUCAUCUUCAAAGGCAGGUUAUUAGAAUCCAGCAAUUUGAAAUCUGAGUAUUUUAUAUUGAAAAUCAUGACCAUGACACUUUAUUGUCCUCCAAAAUUGAUAUAUAUUGGGGAAGGAUAGUUAGCCCAUUAAUCAGGCAUCUUUUGUGAUGGUUAGUCAUUUUCAAUUAUGAUUUAUAUUAAAGUUUCCAAAAAGCAUUUGAAGUGGUUUACAAUUGUAAUGCACAUGUAAAACAGGAUGAUUAUAAUUAGUUUUCCCCCAACCUCGUUUUGAAAAAAUAAAGAAAUUUAUAGGAGAAGGAACUAUAUUAACACUAAUAUAUUCAAAGGUUGAAUGGUAAAUUUAACUCCCAAGUUUUUCUAUGGGCAUGGUCAAAAGAUAAUAGGGGAUUAUGUAAGUUUUUCUUUCAAUAAAACUACUGUCCACAAGGAAGAAACACAUAUGUUUAAGUUUUUAUACAAAUGUGGAAGGGAGAUCAUGUUCUUACUUCAGCCAAGAAGAUACUGUAAUGUUUCAUGUAUUGAAAAAUUUUUAAAAAGAUUUAUUUAUUUAUUUA